AUGGAUGUUGUCAUAUGGCUCACAGCUGCCGUUCUGGCGGUGUGUCUCUCCAUGGCGGUGGGCACGGCAGUGUGCACCUUUCGUGACAGCCUUCGACUGCUAGAAGAGCGAAAACCAUGCGGCGUGAAAUGGGAACCCAAUGUCGAGGAUGGCCAGGCCUUUGAUCAUUCCGUACCUGUGGUGCCUGCUGCGGGACCAGAGACUUGUACCAUUUGCUUGGAGGAGAUUGAAGAAGGCCAGCCUUGCCGUGAGCUGGAGUGCAAGCAUGCAUUCCAUGCAGACUGCUUGCAUGCUUGGUGGGAGCGCUGUGCCAGAUCCAAGUCGAGCUGCUCUUCCAAGAUUCAACAAGUGAGUUGCCCAAGCUGCCGACAAGUACAGGUCUUUGGAAGAUCAAGCAAACAGACAGAGCCGAAGCUUGAAAUGGUUUGCCAACAUGUUUGA
This is a messenger RNA of Durusdinium trenchii, 441 nucleotides long. NCBI's taxonomy places the organism in Eukaryota, Dinophyceae, Suessiales, Symbiodiniaceae. The record is from the annotation of a GenBank genome assembly.